Messenger RNA from Abrus precatorius (Indian licorice), 720 nucleotides. RefSeq lists its product as uncharacterized. The transcript is spliced from 5 exons. Bases 1 to 720 code for a protein of 239 amino acids. The record is from RefSeq and is a predicted model, not a curated record. Lineage: Eukaryota; Viridiplantae; Streptophyta; Magnoliopsida; Fabales; Fabaceae. Gene Ontology annotation, molecular function: minor groove of adenine-thymine-rich DNA binding.
AUGCACACAGAAGAAACUCAAGUUGCUGAAUCCAACAAUGAGAUGGAUUCUGUGGCUGUCGAUGCAAAGCAAGAAGAAAAUGUUGCAGUGACAAGCAUGGGACAACCCAGUGAGGUUUCCCCACCGAUAAAUUUUACCGGCAGCGGCGGCAGUGCACCGGUUCCGGCAGCAAUGAGGGUGGAAAUGAAUCAUAUGCUGACGCAAGCUUUGGAACACGGAUCAAAUCGGAAUUCCGUUCGAGUAACUCUGGUCGUCGUGAAUAGCUGUGAGGAUAUUUUAGAGAAAUUAAUACCAUAUGCUGCAAAGAAAGAGAUCUUCAUCUUGGGAGCAACUGGAGUGGUGUCAUACGUUGAACUUCUCAAUCCACAAGAAGCUCUAGUUGCAAACACUGUUUUACAAGGGCAUUUCGAGAUUGCUUCAAUUGAAGGUAACAUUGUACUGCCAGAAAAACUAAAUAAGAACAAGAAGAGUCUGGUCACUGUUUUAGUGGCUGGAAAUGAUGGUCGAAUUCGAGGAGGACCUGUCCGAAGCUUAAUCGCUAAAUCCUCUGUUCAGGUGGUUGUGAGUACGACGAAUAAGAACACUAUAUAUAACAUGGCAUGUAAAGAAUACUCAACAGGAGAUGAGCUUCCAAUAGAGGACCAAGCAAAACGUAUGACAGAAGUAGUGGAUAAGAUCUAUAAGGCUACUUUGAAAGAGCUCAAUGAAACAAACGUAUGA